Molecule: messenger RNA, 782 nt
Organism: Scheffersomyces coipomensis
Lineage: Eukaryota; Fungi; Ascomycota; Pichiomycetes; Serinales; Debaryomycetaceae
Exons: 1
Coding region: 119-697 (192 amino acids)
Biological process (GO): intracellular protein transport; endoplasmic reticulum to Golgi vesicle-mediated transport
Cellular component (GO): endoplasmic reticulum membrane; endoplasmic reticulum
Source: RefSeq, a predicted model, not a curated record
UUGACAACCUUUUUCCAAAUUGAAACGAUCAAUUCGUCUGAAGUUAAUACUUUCAGUGUUGCAACGAAUUGGAUCAUAGUUCAUAUUCCAUUACGUAUCAGAAGAGUAUAGUUCAAUCAUGAGUAUUCAAUUGUCAUUAGUGUUUGGUGCCAUGGUCAUUCAAAUGAUCACUUUAUUGGUAUUACUUUUACCGUUACCAUACCCUGUAAGAGCUAAAAUCAUUGAUUUUACAUUUGUAUUACAAAAAUCCCAAAAUUUCAAAGUUGGAGUUAUAUUCGCUGUGUUGUUGUUGAUUCUUCAAUUUUUAGAUUGUGUUAAUAGAUUAAAGAAGAUUGGUGAUUAUUCAGGUCUGCCUUAUUUCACUACUGGCGUUGCCACAGAAACUAACAGAACUUUAUCAUAUGAUCAAUUGGCCACCAAAUUCUAUUCACAAAGAAAUCUCUACUUAAGUGGAGCUGUGUUAUAUUUGAUGGUUGCUAUUGGUACGGUUAUUACUAUCGUCAGAAAAUUGGUUAAGAAGGAAACUGAAUAUAGAACCUUACUUUCCCUGGAAGAUAAUGAAGGCGAAGUUGAAAAAUAUAAGCAACUUAUUAAAUUAAAGGAGAAAGAUAUUGCCACUUUUAAAAAGCAAUUGUCAGGUUUACAAACCGCCUACAAUGACUUAACUCCUACUGGUGGUGUUAAAAAGGAUGAAUAAGUCAAUUGAUAUUGAUUUCAUCAUCAGUCAUAAUUUUAGUUAGUCGUUAUUUAUUUUUAUUGUAGAAAAGAAAUAUUUUUUUUGU